AUGUCGAAAAUAAAUGAAUUGCGAGAUCGACUGAGAGAGCAGGAGACAUAUUAUGGCAUGGCUUGUCUGCAACUGACGGUACUUAACCAAAGGUUUGAGCAGCUGGCCAAGCGGUACGACCGUGCAGACAAAUUAGGUCAGAAGUCCUUUCGAUAUUCUCUUAGAAUGAAAAUGGCAAUCUUAGAGGGUGUUCGAAACAUGUUCUAUGAAUUUGCCACAUACAAAGCCUGUAGUGUCAACAAACUCCGACAAGAAAUCCUAAUCGAACACGCCUUCUUGGAAAAUAAUGGGCAGUACAGCGAUUCAGGUUCACUUUAUGGUCGCUAUGGUAACCCAGUUUUCCUCCUUGAGGGCGCCGAUGGCGAUGAAGCAGACGACGAAAUUGAUGAUGAGGAUAUUUAUGGUAUUGAUACAGAGAGUGACGAAGACUUGUGA
Messenger RNA from Saccostrea echinata, 435 nucleotides. RefSeq lists its product as uncharacterized. Lineage: Eukaryota; Metazoa; Mollusca; Bivalvia; Ostreida; Ostreidae. The transcript has a single exon. The record is from RefSeq and is a predicted model, not a curated record. Bases 1 to 435 code for a protein of 144 amino acids.